GCGAUGCCCCAGCUUGCUGGUCAGCGCAACGUUCGCAUGCUCCGCCACGGCUCACAGCUCACACCUCCAACAUGGCGUUUAAGUUCUCCUUGGGUGCGGCUAAGGCCAACAAGGCCCAAUUGAACGCGAAGGCCAAGGAAGAAGAGGAGGAAAAGGCGCGCGAGGAGAAAAAUGCAUUGGACAAGGUCAUGGCCGAGUUCGAGGAGGAGCAUGGCGCCGGCAGCAAGGUCCUUGGUGAGCCAGAGCGCCACGAAGAGGAGAAAGUCUUUGUUCCUACAGGAAACAAAAGGCAUUUCACAGGGAGACAACGCAACAUGAAGAGCGGACCCGGAACCCUCGAAGCCGACCCUCUCGACGAAUUCAGAAGCGCAGGCCCCGGACGUCUGAACGCCCCCACGCAACCACGAUUUGGCGGUGCACCUCCUACAGGUCCAGGCAGCCUCAAUGGCGCUAAGCAGAAGGAGAAUCUCUACACGACGGUCGUAGCGAAGGCGUCAAACCUUCCUCCAGCAAUGGAUUCGAAACGAGUGGAGGAGCUGUUCGCAGAAUUCCCGUCGCUGAAGGUGACCAAGGUCGAGAAGAUCCCUCCACAUGGACCGGCUACAAAAGGGCGACCGAGCGCGGCGAUGAAGGUUACUUUUGACAAGGACGCGAACGCCCGCGAUCUCGACGAUGCUAUGAACAGGCUGAAUGACAAGAAAUACCUGGGAAGAGGAUACUACUUGCAUUUGGACCGGUAUCUUGGUGGGCGCGUAGUGGGCACGGAACAGCGCACAGAGCCAUUUGGCGCUCGAUGGCAGGCGCCCGAGGUAGCCAAAGGGUAUGCUCCUCCACCAGACCUCGGAGGUGGAGCCAGGGACAGAGACCGUCCUCGAGGGGACACUGAACGCCUGGUAAUUACCGCCAAUCAGCCGCCCGACAUGGCAACACUGCGCCUCGUGCAUAUGACCAUUGAAGGCGUCAUCAAUGGCGGUGUAGAGUUUGAAGCUGGUCUGAUGAACGACCCGCAAGUCCAAGAGGAAGAACGCUUUGCCUGGCUGUUCGAUCAGAAGCACCCUGUGAACCGAUAUUACAGAUGGAGGAUGCACCAGAUUGUAUGCGACACACCGAACUCUGAAAUCUUUGCUCGUCAAGGCAUGUGGCAAGGACCAACAGAUCCGCUUGCGGACGAGUUCGCCAAUCAUCUGGGGGCAUUCGAUGCCGAACACGAAGAGUCUGACGAUGAUGAAGAUGAGGAGAAGCCCCAGCAAAGACAACUGCCUGUGGGCGACAACUACCCCGGGCGCGUUGACAAUGGCCACGGCAUCAUGAGCCCUCGAUCGAGGGCAAUGUUCCUCUGGCUCCUCACCUCGUUACCGCCUGGGAGCAUUCUUGCAGACGACAUAGCCGCCAUCUCUGUGUUUGCUGUCGAACAUGCGUCUCAAGGGAUGGACGAAGUCAUCCACAUACUCAUCUCGAACCUGAUCGAGCCCUUCCAGACGACGGAGACCAACACAAGAAGGCGUCUGGGUGACACGGAAGGCCGAGAAGAGCGCAGACGCGCCGAUCUGCGACAGUCUACCGUCAACGCACUCCGCAUCAUUUCCGACGUGCUGCUGACUACAUCGAGAGAGUCUGGGGCAUCGUACAAAUACCGACUAGCCAUCGGCACACAGCUCGUUGAGCGUAAGGCAUUUGAGCAUCUCCAGAGACUGCCCGCGCAGCUCGAGAUGGGUCGCAUGACUGAGAAGACGUAUCGCGACGAGGUGAACAGCAUCCUUACCGUCUGGAAGGACGAGCACCUGUUUGACAAGCCUGCGCUGGAGCACCUGGACGAAGCAUUCAACGCGCAAGAGAGACAGAAGGAGCAAGCCGAGCAAGAGAGGAAAUUAGCAGAGAAGAGGAACCGACGAAAGGCUGCUGUAAAGGCCACUACAAGCACAAGAGUGGACAUGGACAACGAGGAUGACAAGAUGGACAUUGAUCAAGAGGAUGGGGAGGAUAUCACAGCACUUGAUGGAUCGAACGAUGGUACACCGCAGGCAGUGCCGGAUACAGUAUUGCCCGCUGGACUGGGGGGGACAGUCGCUGAAGCGGCACCUGCAGUCAAUGCAGCCGCGGCAGAGCCUGAGAUUCCUGGCGAGACUGCAGCCGCGCGGGCGAGGCGCCUGCGACCGAGGGCGGAAGACAUGUUUGCAUCUGACGGAGAGUGAAUAAUGCAGUGUUGACUUGUACAUGAUACAGCGUUGAUUUGUACAUGAUACCCUAGACUAGACGAGCAAGCGCCGUUCUGUCGAUCACAAAGGUUUGC
Messenger RNA from Didymella exigua CBS 183.55, 2290 nucleotides. RefSeq lists its product as uncharacterized. Gene Ontology annotation, biological process: RNA processing. Lineage: Eukaryota; Fungi; Ascomycota; Dothideomycetes; Pleosporales; Didymellaceae. Gene Ontology annotation, cellular component: nucleus. Gene Ontology annotation, molecular function: RNA binding. The record is from RefSeq and is a predicted model, not a curated record. The transcript has a single exon. The coding region runs from base 72 to 2192 and encodes 706 amino acids.